This is a messenger RNA of Cannabis sativa, 1457 nucleotides long. Its product is annotated as omega-amidase, chloroplastic. Lineage: Eukaryota; Viridiplantae; Streptophyta; Magnoliopsida; Rosales; Cannabaceae. Gene Ontology annotation, cellular component: mitochondrion. Gene Ontology annotation, biological process: oxaloacetate metabolic process; L-glutamine metabolic process. Gene Ontology annotation, molecular function: omega-amidase activity. The transcript has 10 exons. Bases 192 to 1247 code for a protein of 351 amino acids. The record is from RefSeq and is a predicted model, not a curated record.
UAAAUAUUUAUUUACAACCGAAAUUUAAAUUUAAAUAUUUAUAUCGCAAAUUAGUAGUUUUUUUUUUUCACUUAUCUUCAAGUAAAUCUCAAAAUCCAUCUUAGAAAAUAAAAAAGAAAAAGUAAUCUCAAAUCAAGUGGAAAAGUUUGAAGCAACAUCAGAGAAGAGUUUUUGAGUGAAAGUGAAAUGAAAUGUUGACAAUCUCCAAAAAUCUCACCUUUAUCACUCUCUCUCGCCCAUCUCUCCUCAAUCUCAAUCACACUCCUUUCAAUUCCACUACAAAGCUCCCAUUUCCCACCAAAGCUUUCUCCUUUACACCAAUGGCUUCCUCCUCCUACAACCCAGAACAGGCCCGAGCACCACCGGCUCUUCCCUUGCCAGUUCCACCACUCUCAAAGUUUAAGAUUGGACUUUGUCAAUUAUCGGUGACUAAUGAUAAGGAGAGGAACAUUGUUCAUGCUCGGAAGGCCAUUGAGGAAGCUGCUGAAAAGGGUGCUAAGCUUGUUUUACUUCCAGAAAUAUGGAACAGUCCUUAUUCAAACGAUUGCUUCCCUGUUUAUGCUGAAGACAUUGAUGCGGGCGGCGAUGCAUCUCCAUCAACAGCCAUGCUUUCAGAAGCUGCUCGGGUUUUGAAGAUCACCAUAGUUGGUGGAUCUAUACCAGAGCGUUCCGGAGAUAAGUUGUACAAUGCUUGUUGUGUUUUUGGUGCUGAUGGAAAGCUGAAAGCUAAACACAGAAAGAUUCAUCUUUUCGAUAUUGACAUUCCUGGGAAGAUUACUUUCAUUGAAUCAAAGACUCUUACUGCUGGCCAGACUCCUACAAUUGUCGACACAGAUGUGGGAAGAAUUGGUAUAGGUAUCUGUUACGAUCUUCGGUUCCAGGAACUAGCAAUGAUUUAUGCAGCAAGAGGUGCUCACUUGCUAUGCUAUCCCGGGGCUUUCAACAUGACUACCGGACCUUUGCAUUGGGAAUUACUACAGAGAGCGAGGGCUGCAGAUAAUCAGUUGUAUGUAGCGACAUGUUCACCCGCUCGAGACACUGAAUCCGGGUACGUAGCUUGGGGCCACUCUACACUCGUUGGACCGUUUGGAGAAGUUCUUGCUACUACCGAGCACGAAGAGACGAUAAUCAUCGCAGAGAUUGAUUACUCCACUGUUGAGCUUAGAAGGACAAACCUCCCAUUGCAGAAGCAACGCCGAGGAGAUCUUUACCAGUUGGUAGAUGUUCAAAGAUUGAACUCCAAAUGAAUGAAUGAAUGAAUAAAACCCGAGACCCCGGUUUGGACAAAAGGGGUUAAUCCCGAAACAAGCGUUGUAACAACACAUGUGAUGGAGUUUGCUCCCAACAUAUUCCAAUAAAUAAAGGGUGUUCAUAAUUGUUCGAUUUUCGCCAACAUACAAGAAAGUUUGCCUUUGAAAAAUAUCACUUUUUGAAGCUAAUUUAAUCAUUUCUCAGCA